AAACUAUCUUAUUCAACCACAGCAACAAAAAGGCCAUGUACGUAUUCUCUCCUUUACUACCUUACUACCUUACUACCUUUCCUUCCAAAAUAUUCUCUGCAGCCAAACCUUUCACUGCAAAUGUUAACUCUAUUCUUUGCUUCCUUGUUUCUCCUCAGGCUUCUUAACCAACUACCUUUAUCUCACUCUCUUAUAGAACCACAACACCACCACCAAGAGCUACAAACCCUUUUGCUUCUAAAUCAAUGUAAUGAAAAAUGUGGGAGCUUUGAUCAUAUCCCAUUUCCAUUUCACUUGAACACUUCAUGUGGCUCUGUACCUUUUAGUGCUUUUCGUCUCUCUUGCCAAAACUUCACCACCCUUUUUCUCAACAUUGGCUCUGAGAGCUACCGGGUUCUUGAAUUCUUCUCUGAUGGUGUGCUAGUGGAUUUUCCAGGUCUCUCUUCUUGUCGUCGGUAUAAUGACUUACACUCAUUCAGUUUUGCUAAAAGUGAUAACUUUGCCGUGUCGGUUGAUAAUGUGAUUGGCUUGUAUGACUGUGAGGAUUCUUCUUUGUGUAAAGCAGAAUGCGAAACAAUUGACUUGCCUGGUUGUGAUGGCAGUGAUGGUGGUACUGGUUGUUGCUACCCACUCUCUGAUCAUAGUAUAUGGCAUGUUGGAGAUGGGUUUUCGGGAUUUUCCAAGUUUGGUUGCAGAGGGUUCUCAAGUUGGGCUGUUCUGCGAGGGACUAAUUCAGGUAAGCGUGGAGUUAAGUUGGAAUGGGCUAUUCCAAGAAAUUUAUCUAGUGGAGCUUGUGCUAGCAAUGCAGACAUUGUCAAUGCUACAGCAGUUCAAGCAGGGGUGAGGUGCCUGUGUGAGGAUGGGUUUGUAGGCAAUGGAUUUGCUAAUGGAGCAGGGUGCUUGAAGUCAUGCAUCAAGGAUGGACAGGAAGUACAUGGGAGUGACUGCUAUACCAAAGGACAUGGUGAAAGGAAAGCGAUUAUUAUAGCUGGAGUUCUUGCAACAGUUUUCAUAAUCGCCUCCUUGAUAGCAAUUUUUUAUCUACUUAAGCGGCCUGUAAAGCAGGGGAAAUAUGACCCAGAUAAGGGUUACUUUCACAGCACCAUCUCAUUCCGGAAAGCUUGUACAACUCGAUUAUUCGCUUACCAUGAGCUAGACCAAGCCACCAAAGGGUUUGAAGAGGCUCAGAAACUUGUAGACAGUAGUAAUGGAACAAUCUAUGCUGGGGUUCUUGGGGAUGGAUUGCACAUAGCUGUGCAUAAAUUACAAUGUGACAAUGAAAGAGACUUGCUUCAAGUUCUAUCCCAAAUUGAGGUUUUAUCUGCAGUUCAACACAGGAAUACGGCCCGCCUCCUUGGAUGUUGUAUUGACUCUGGCUACAACCCACUAGUUCUCUAUGAGUAUCCCGCAAAUGGUACCUUGGAGGAACAUUUACAUCAAAGGAGAGAACAUAGUAUUAGUCUUGACUGGUACAAAAGACUGCACAUUGCUGCUGAAACAGCUAGUGUUCUUGCAUUCCUGCAGUAUGAAAUUUCUCCUCCUAUCUUCCACCAUCAUCUCCAAUCCGGUUACAUUUUUUUAGACCAAGAUUUUUCUGUGAAGAUUGCUGGGUUUGGUCUACUUAGCUCAAGCCUUAGGAAUGGGGCUGAUUUGUAUAACAGCUAUGAAGGUUCAUGUUGUUUGCACAAAAAUGAUGUUUAUGACAUGGGUAUGCUGCUUCUUGAGAUUAUUGCAGGCUCAAAUCACCUAGACAUGCCAACUGUAGCUUUGCAAAAAAUGAGGAGUGGAAAGCUAGAAGAGAUUGUGGAUCCACUCCUUUACUAUCAUGAGCAACCGCCUUUUCGCAGGGAGCAAAUAGAGAUUGUUGCAGACCUUGCAACGAGGUGCUUCUUGUUUGGUGCAGAUGGCAAACUUGGUAUGAUCGAUGUUGCAAGGGAAUUGGUACAUAUUACUAAAGAAAGCAUUGAUGGAGGUAGCAAGAGGGUUCCUGCACUAGAGGAAACAUUUUCAAAUUCCAGUCUCCUUCAAAUGAUAUCCAUGUCUCCUGAUUCUAUAUAUGUGCCUUGAAAUAAUGCUUCUUGCUGAUCUACUGCCAGUCAGCAAAAUUAUUUGUCCAAUGUCCAGGCCACAAGCCAAAAACUGUGUUGUGUGUGCACUUGCACACAUCUGAAAUUCUGUACAUUGAUUAGUGA
Messenger RNA from Quercus lobata, 2192 nucleotides. RefSeq names its product Protein kinase superfamily protein. NCBI's taxonomy places the organism in Eukaryota, Viridiplantae, Streptophyta, Magnoliopsida, Fagales, Fagaceae. The record is from RefSeq and is a predicted model, not a curated record. Gene Ontology annotation, molecular function: ATP binding; protein tyrosine kinase activity. The transcript is spliced from 3 exons. Gene Ontology annotation, biological process: protein phosphorylation. The coding region runs from base 121 to 2067 and encodes 648 amino acids.